UUUAUUUAAUGCUGCUGUUUCCUUUCUCCAGGUAAUGCCUACGGUUGCCAAUAUCCACUGCCAGGGCAACAGCCUCCAAGAGUGUGCCCAGCAGACGGGGAGCUGGACCAGCUUGUGGUAUGUCUGGCUUAUCAUGCUCACGGUGUUCUUGCUGCUGAUGUGUGGCAUUGGAGCCAGCUGCGUGAAGUUUUGUUGCCGCAAGAAGAGGCCCCCUGUGCAGACUUUCCCACCCCAAGCCCACGACCUCACUGCCAUCCCCAUGGAUCAUGACAGCACCGCCCACAGCACCGUCACAUCAUACAGCUCCGUACAAUACCCCCAGAGUAUCCCGCUUCCUCUGUCCUUCAGGGAGAUCGACAGAAGUCUUAUGAGUCCUCCAGCAUACAGUCUUUAUGCCAUAGAGUUGCCGCCGUCUUAUGAUGAGGCCAUCAAGAUGGCAAAGCCCUACAUUGAGACUCCUGUGGCUGGCCAGAAACAAGACAAGAACGCCUCCCAGUCAGCGGCUGCAGAAGAGCAAAACCAGCCCCAGUUGGCAGCUCCAGAAGAGCAAAACCAGCCCCAGUUGGCAGCUCCAGAAGAGCAAAACCAGCCCCAAUUGGCAGCUCCAGAAGAGCAAAGUCAGCCCCAAACACUGCCAGAAACAGUACAACCAGGUUCACAGCUUCCAGAAGCUUCCACACAAGGACAGCCAGAACUUUAGCCUCUUGUUGUAGAGCCAGAAGACAGUGAAGUCACUGAGAACAACUAAUGGUGUUAGAAGUUCGGUCAUGUGUACUUGGUUAGCCUGAAGAGAGACCCAGUUGUUUGCCUCAUAGUGGUGACCCGUUGUGAGGGAGAGUUGUCUCUGGUGACCUUUGAUAACCUUCUGUUGCUGCUUUAAGGGUGCUAAGGGAAAUAUUGUGACAGCUGGUUAAAAAUAACCCUCUGUGGGUGAGAGAUUGUUUGUGUCAAUCUCCUCAAGGCGCAGUGUGGAAAAAAAAUGCUGUUGUCUUUUAUAGCAGUUGUGGCGCGAGCUGGCAUGGAUAGAGAGAAGAGCCACUUCAUGAGAACUGUCUGAGGGGAAUGGCACAAAAUGGCUGCUGGCUGGCCCUAAACAGAGAUUGACAGGGACUGUUUUCCCUCAUGGCAAAAUGAAAAAAGAGAAAUACAAACUGGCAUCUUCUUCUGAGAAGAAUGAACUGCCCAGCAAAUUGCUGAAGUACUUGAAUUCGUUGCUAUGUAACGACAAACUGCCUUGGACUUGAAAUAACAGCUGGAACUGGACGUGUGUGUUACAGAUUAAUAUGGACAAAUGUGUGAGGGAAGAAAUAUGUGCUAGGCCUUCAUGAGCAUGUCUACUUUGUUGUACUGAUUUAUUUUUCUUGAAUAAUAAAGCAUACUUUUGCUAAGGAACAUAA
Molecule: messenger RNA, 1397 nt
Organism: Heteronotia binoei (common prickly gecko)
Lineage: Eukaryota; Metazoa; Chordata; Lepidosauria; Squamata; Gekkonidae
Gene: TMEM52
Product: transmembrane protein 52
Exons: 4
Coding region: 35-700 (221 amino acids)
Source: RefSeq, a predicted model, not a curated record